Molecule: messenger RNA, 2996 nt
Organism: Phalaenopsis equestris
Lineage: Eukaryota; Viridiplantae; Streptophyta; Magnoliopsida; Asparagales; Orchidaceae
Product: cleavage and polyadenylation specificity factor subunit 1
Exons: 13
Cellular component (GO): nucleus
Molecular function (GO): protein binding; nucleic acid binding
Source: RefSeq, a predicted model, not a curated record
UUACAGGUUGAGUUGCCAGGAUGCAAAGGAAUUUGGACGGUGUAUCACAAGAGCGCCCGAGGUCAUGCAGUUGACGCUCUUAAAUCAUCAAAAGAGGAUGAUGAAUUUCAUGCAUAUUUGAUUAUAAGUCUGGAGAGUCGCACCAUGGUUCUUGAGACAGCUGAUGAUCUAGGAGAAGUUACAGAAAAGGUAGACUAUUACGUUCAGGGGACUACAGUAGCUGCAGGCAACUUAUUUGGAAGGCGUCGAGUUGUUCAAGUUUUUGCAAGAGGUGCUCGAAUUCUUGAUGGUUCUUACAUGACCCAGGAGUUGUCCUUUGGUGGGCCUAAUUCUGAUCAUAGUUCCACUCCGGAAUCUUCAACAGUUUCUUCUGCUUCAAUUGCAGAUCCAUAUGUAUUGCUUAAGAUGGUUGAUGGGAGUAUCCAGCUUCUAAUUGGAGAUCUUUCGACUUGCACUGCAUCUAUCUAUGUGCCAUCCAUACCAGCUAACUCAACUGAUUCAGUUUCCGCUUGCACGCUUUAUACUGACGAUGGACCAGAGCCAUGGCUUCGCAAAGCGAGUACUGAUGCAUGGCUUUCCAGUGGAAUUGCUGAGACAAUUGAUGGGCAUGAUGGAUCAAACCAUGAACAAGGGGACAUAUAUUGUUUGGUUUGUUAUGAAAGUGGCACCCUUGAAAUAUAUGAUGUGCCCAAUUUCAAAUGUGUUUUUUCUGUUGAUAAGUUUGUUUCCGGUAAGUCACAUCUUGUUGACAGAUCAGUUAGAGAACCUUCCAAACCAUACCAGAAAAUGAGGAGUAAAAUUAGUAAUGAGGCUAGCGACUUGGGAAGGAAGGAACCUCUUGAAAACAUGAAGGUUGUUGAGUUGGUCAUGCAAAAGUGGUCCGGUCAAUAUUGUCGACCAUUUCUUUUUGCUGUUUUAAAUGAUGGGACAAUGCUUUGCUAUCACGCAUACUUAUAUGAGGGUCUUGAAAGUUCUUCUAAAUUUGAGGAAGUAAUGUCAUCAAAUAAUUCUACUGAUCCUUCUAGCAUAAGCACAUCAAGCUUCAGGAACUUGAGAUUUAUCCGUGUGCCAACUGAUUUCACUGCACGAGAAGAACCUUCAAAUGUGGUUAUGCAACCUAAAAUCACAAUUUUUAAGAACAUUGCUGGUUAUCAAGGGUUAUUCCUUUCUGGGUCAAGGCCAGCUUGGUUUAUGGUUUGCAGGGAACGCCUUAGGUUUCACCCUCAGCUUUGUGAUGGCUCUAUAGCUGCGUUUACUGUUCUUCACAACGUUAAUUGCAAUCAUGGGUUCAUAUAUGUGACUUUACAGGGCUUCCUAAAGAUUUGCCAGUUGCCAUCUGCAUUCAAUUAUGAUAACUAUUGGCCAGUUCGCAAGAUUCCCUUAAAGGGCACACCUCAUCAGAUCACCUACUGGGCUGAGAAGAAUCUCUAUCCAGUUAUAUUAUCUUUUCCUGUUGCUCGGCCAAUAAACCAAAUAUUGUCAUCUAUGUUAGAUCAAGAUAUUGGUCAAAUGGAACGUGAAAAUACAAGUUCUGAUGACCUCCAAAAAACUUACACUCUUGACGAUUUUGAAGUUCGCCUUUUGGAACCGGAGAAAUCUGGUGGGAAUUGGGAAACAAGAGCUAGUAUUCCAAUGCAACCUUGCGAAAAUGCACUCACUGUGCGGAUGGUAACCUUAUUUAAUUCAGCAACCAAGGAAAAUGAAGCUAUUAUGGCUAUUGGAACGGCUUAUGUACAAGGGGAAGAUGUUUCUGCUCGAGGGCGUAUUCUUCUAUUUGCUAUCGGCAAGAAUGGUGAAAACUCUCAAAAUUUGGUAACAGAAGUUUACUCCAAAGAGCUGAAGGGAGCUAUCUCCGCUUUAGCAUCUCUUCAGGGUCACUUGCUAAUAGCAUCUGGCCCCAAAAUCACCUUGCACAAGUGGACAGGCUCUGAGCUCAACGGUGUUGCAUUCUACGACACUCCUCUCUAUGUUGUCAGCUUGAACACUGUAAAAAACUUUAUCCUCUUGGGUGACAUUCAUAAGAGCAUAUUCUUCCUCAAUUGGAAAGAGCAAGGUGCUCAACUGAGUCUUUUGGCUAAGGACUUUGGUUCUCUCGAUUGUUAUGCAACAGAAUUUUUGAUUGAUGGAAGUACUCUGAGUCUUGUAGUUUCAGAUGAUCAAAAGAAUAUUCAGAUUUUCUAUUAUGCGCCAAAAAUGGUGGAGAGUUGGAAAGGGCUGAAACUUCUAUCAAGAGCAGAAUUUCAUGCCGGAGCCCACGUGACAAAGUUCUUGAGAUUGCAGAUGUUGCCUACGUCUGAUCGCACAAGUGCAACACUUGGAUCUGAUAAAACCAACAGAUUUGCUCUACUGUUUAGCACACUUGAUGGGAGUAUUGGUUGUGUUGCCCCGCUGGAUGAGCUUACCUUCCGCAGACUUCAAACCCUUCAGAGGAAAUUGGUAGAUUCUGUUCCUCAUGUAUGUGGCUUGAACCCUAGAUCAUUUAGACAGUUCCGAUCAAAUGGGAAGGCACAUCACCCAGGUCCUGAUAAUAUAGUGGAUUUUGAGCUGCUUUCCCAGUACGAAAUGUUACCGUUGGAGGAACAGUUGGAGGUUGCUAAUCAAAUUGGAACCACGCGAGCUCAAAUACUCACCAACUUGAACGAUUACUGUGUUAGUACAAGCUUCCUGUGAAGAUUGGAUUAUAGUAUGCGCGAGAGUUGGCGGCAUCUCUUCCAGUUAUUUAAAAGUAUGAUGUACCGCCUGAAGUGUUAAUUUCCGCCGGCACAUUAAGCACCAAUUUUCGUUGAAGGAUUACGCUGUGCAAUCUUUGAAUGUGAUCCAUGAGCUUUGUAAGUCAAAUGUAUUAAAUUAUUUUUUAAGUAGGAAGCCCUGGCUGGCUGUUUUUUCUCAAGCCAUUUUUAAGGCUUUUAAGUGUUAUAUUUCAUCUUUUUCUUUUACGAUAUUAUAUAUCAAGCAGGGGAUGUUUUGAAAUAUUUUGCGCUCAUGGUUAAGUUAUG